Molecule: messenger RNA, 1825 nt
Organism: Chironomus riparius
Lineage: Eukaryota; Metazoa; Arthropoda; Insecta; Diptera; Chironomidae
Source: the annotation of a GenBank genome assembly
UCACAAAACAGAGUGAGAGUAUUCAAAAAUUAUCAAAAAUCAGCUGUUUCAGAGAGAGUUGAUAGCAUUAAAUGAUAUGAUGACACAGUUUGUAGACCUACCACCAGAAAUACUUGAAUUAUUGUUUGAUUACUUGACUGAUCCGAAGGAUAUUUGUAAUAUCUCUGAAGCAUGCAAAAGAUUUAAGGAAGUAAUUGAUACGAGCGAUAAAUUGACUAAAAAGCUAACAUUAUACGUAAACUAUCCAUCAUUUCUGCAUAAUUUCAAGGCUGUACUUAAAAAAUCAAAUCGUCGAUAUAAAAACUUGAGUGUCACACGAAGUCGUCUUACUGGAUCUGAAAACCAAUUCACAAGUUUAAUAAAUGCAUUUGAAUUAAUUGGACCAAAGAUUAGGAACCUCACAAUAAAUUGGUGUCAGUUGAGGAACUUGGACAUUAGUACAGCGAAUUUAGUAGAUAUUGCUGCACGUCGAAGACUACGUGCUGAAUUGCUAUUUGCUCAGAACGUAUCAGUCGGUCGUCAUCAAGGAGCUCAAGGAGUGAUUCGUGAAGAUAUCCGAGAUGAAUUACAUAAGGAAUUUAUAGCUAUAAUUAAAUAUUUUAACUGUCUCGAAACGACUAUUUGGAAUAAUGUUAAUAUUGAAAAAAGAACUAAUCCAAUUGAUCUCGCAUCAUUUGACUUUACAUCACUAAAACAAUUAAAAAUGCGACAUUGUGAUGCUUACUGUUUUGAUAUUUUAUCAUCAGCAAAACAGUUGAAUAGCUUAAAAAUCUCAGAGCCAUUUUGGAGCACUAAUCGUAGCCCAGGCAUUGAUAAUUUUGAAACAUAUCUCAUCUCACAAGAAGUUUUAAAGACACUAUCGAUCAAAUCAAUCCAUUACCCACGUUUAUUUCAUUCUGACCGGAGUGAGCGCAUUCAAUUUAAAUUAAAUUAUCUGGUCCUGAAGAAUGUCUUUUUCAAGGAAAAACUUCAUGCUGAAAACUUCUUCAAGACACAAAAGGAACUGAAAUUUAUCGAUAUUCAGAUACAAAAUGAAAAGUCACGAAACCUCGAAGAACUGCAUUGGUACAAUGAUAUAUUAAAGACAGUAUUAAAAGAGAACCCCAUGCUGAGGACUUUGAAUUUAGAUAAGUUUAAGUAUAAAAUUCCGAAUUGUGAUUUCCUUAGAAAUAUUACAAACGCAAAUGUUCAAACGCUGAAUUUCAACGUUACAAAUGAGGAAAAAGAUGCGGAACUGUUUAAAGUUUUAGUGCGAUCGUUGCCAAAUUUAAAGAAUAUAACUUACAAAUCGGAAGAUAGCGAAGAUAAUGAUGGAGAUGUGUGCUUUGAUAAAGGAACAAUAUUGGAUAAAGUUAAGGCAUUAAUUAUCAUUAAUGCAUCAGUUAAGUCACUAAUUAAUGUACAUGCUGAAAACCUUCAUACAUUCGAAUAUUCACCAAAACUUAAUGGAUCUUUUAUCGAUGACUAUAUUGGAGGGUUUUUACAUAGGCAUCGUACCAUAAAAGAACUAAAAAUUGGAAAUAGUACAGGACGUUCAUAUUUUUUUGUCUCCUACAACCUAUGCCAACUUAUUGUUAAUUUCCUCAAUCAGCUAGAAUCAAUUACCAUUUAUAAUUUCGCGGAAGUAAAUAAGAGCGUAAAGCUUUUGUGUAAUUUGCGUAAUUUAAAUACAUUGACCCUCUCAUCCUUGCAAUAUCAACAGUUUACGGCUAAAACUAAAGUUGAAUGUGAACGAAUGAAGUUGAGGUUGAUUCCAAUUGAAAUGAAUCAGCCACAAGAUUUUCACGAAUACUCGGAUUGUUAAAUAAUUUUCAGUCAUAUUCAC